Messenger RNA from Sphaeramia orbicularis (orbiculate cardinalfish), 1999 nucleotides. RefSeq names its product serum/glucocorticoid regulated kinase 2b (gene sgk2b). Lineage: Eukaryota; Metazoa; Chordata; Actinopteri; Kurtiformes; Apogonidae. Gene Ontology annotation, biological process: protein phosphorylation. Bases 387 to 1643 code for a protein of 418 amino acids. The transcript has 12 exons. Gene Ontology annotation, molecular function: ATP binding; protein serine/threonine kinase activity. The record is from RefSeq and is a predicted model, not a curated record.
CUGACGUACUUUACGGCAUCUCGCCUAUUCAGCAAGCCUACUUUCGUUGAGCGUUGCGCUUUAGAUUUAUCGUCUUUCUCUGUCCGGUCACGUUUUUAUAAGUCGUGACAGAUACCAGGUCCUUCUCACUGUCCCAGAAACAGAGACGAAUCGACAGAGUAGAGAAAAUUCCGCUUAUCGAGUGUCGAAGGGACGCGCACCUGUAAUUGCGAAACCUCCGAGGGCACUUAAACGCGUCAUUCCCGUCACCUCCGCGUCCUGCUGCUGAAACAGACUUGAACAGAGCACCGGACACUCAGGGCUGGUGGGGGGGGGGGCUACUGCUGGACAGGCUGGGAACUAGCUGUGCACCUCUCCUUUGACUUUCACGAAUACAUUUCAUCCAGAUGACUGUGACACAAGACCGGCCGAUGACUUAUGCGAAAAUGAGAGGGCUUGUGUCAUUUUUCUCAGCUCUGCUCAAAGGGAAGAAAGGCGGCUUCAGUGACUUCAUUCACAAGUUGGUUUCUAGUCAGCAGCUUUGCCAACACCCAAACACUCAAAAAAUCCUUCGUCGACAGAGCAGACUCCGAAGAGAGGAGAAGAAGAGUACCACGAGCUCAGCAAACCCUGAAACAUCUCAAAUGAAACCCUCAGACUUUGACUACCUCAAAGUUAUUGGCAAAGGGAGUUUUGGAAAGGUGUUGCUGGCGAGGCAUAGAAAACAUGGAGGCUACUACGCUGUGAAGGUUCUGCAGAAACAAAUGAUUGUCAAAAGGAAAGAGCAGAGACAUGUGAUGGCUGAAAGGAGUGUACUGGUGAAGGGGCUGCAGCAUCCAUUCCUGGUGGGACUCCAUUUCUCUUUCCAGACACCGAACACUCUUUACUUCGUCUUGGAUUACGUUAAUGGAGGGGAGCUUUUCUACCACCUUCAGAGAGAGGGAUCAUUUCCAGAGCCCAGAUCUUCUUUUUAUGCUGGAGAGAUGGCCAUGGCUCUUGGCUACCUUCACUCUCUUAACAUCGUCUACAGAGACCUCAAACCAGAAAACAUCUUGCUGGACAGUGAAGGUCAUGUGAUGCUGACUGACUUCGGGCUUUGUAAAGAAGGUGUGGCCAUAGGUGGGAUCAUGCACACAUUCUGUGGCACCCCUGAAUACCUGGCUCCAGAAGUGCUCCAGGGCCAUCCGUACAGUCCAGCUGUGGACUGGUGGGGCCUCGGUAGUGUGCUUUUUGAGAUGCUUUACGGACUGCCUCCAUUUUACAGCCGAAACAAAGAAGAGAUGUUUGAGAAGAUCCUUUACGCUCCUUUGCAGUUGCGUAGUGGGGUGUCCCAGGCGGCGUGCUCACUGUUGGAGGGACUGUUGGAGCGGGACGUCAACAAGCGUUUAGGAGGGAGCCUAGACAUUAUGGAGCUGCAGGAACAUCCUUUUUUUACAUCCAUCAACUGGGAUGACCUCCUGGCAAGGAAAGUUAAACCUCCCUUCAUCCCAAAAGUGACUGGCCCAUGUGAUGUCCAUUACAUUGACCCUGAAUUCACACAACUACCUGUUCCUGCCUCUGUGGGUAUGAAUGAGAGGGGCCACACAGGCGGAGCUAGCGAAGCUUUCCUGGGGUUUUCCUACAUGAACCCAGUGGAGUAUGUAGCCGCAGAGCCAGUUUCAUAACACUGUCAAAUCCUCUGGGAGCAUGAUUGUUCAAAUAUUUACUUUUAUGUCAUAAAUUAUUAAAUUAGAGUCUAUUUUUAAGGAAAAAGGAAACACUGAAACUGUACAAAUCAGUGUGUGAUGAUAUUUUAUAUGAUAUAUAUUUUAUAAAGGAAUGUUUUAAAAUUAUUACUGUUACAUGAACACAAUUGCUUUAAAAUGGCCAGUUUACAAUAUGGAAGAGGCUGGAAACUAUUUCACAGGUAAUGUAUCUGGAUAUGGAACAAUAAACAGUCCUUUUGUAGGUUUUUUUUUUUUUUUUUUUUACUGUUUUACACUUCACAUUUGUAUCUUUAAAAUAAACAAAAAAUACAUGA